AUGGCCAUGUUUAGCCUGGAGCAGGAUGAGGAGCUCCUGGUGGACAGUGAGGAUCUGACUAGUUGCUACAACCUGUUUGCCUUACCCCAAGCCUGGGUGUCCUUUAUGGCCUUUGGAAAAGCGGUGGACUCCUCCGUGUUUGGGCUAGCACCGGGGGAACCGAUGUACCCGGCCAUGGCGGUCAUACCAAUGGGCUGGUUGUCGUCGGUGUUGCUGACCCAGGCUAUUGUGCGGCACUUGGUGUUUGACUUGAGCGGGGUGCCGCGGGACACCGAGGUGCGGAAGACGGCAGAAUUUCCUGCCGGUGACCGGGUCAGUGUCAUUUCCAAGUCCUUUCACGAGCUCCGGAAGGUGAGCAGAGGAUGCCGAGCGGUCCUAGAGGGCCAAAUGUCAGAGUAUCACCAGGCGUUCAAAGCCACGUGCGAUCGCCUUGGUCUUCCCCUCAAUGAAGGCAAACGGGUGGUUGCGGCAACCGAGGGAGCGCCCUUGAUGUCAUUGCUGGAGGUGGUAUUCAAUGACAUCGUGCUGGCUCAAGCGGGGCCACUGGCGCUGAGUGCCGCCACCCGUGAUGAAAUCACCGCAGUGUUGGCGCUCAUACCCUUAAUGAGCAUGAACUUGAGGACUGCGCUGACAGUGACUGAUGCCUCGCCGACAGGAGGAGGCGCUGCCACUUCCCAGGAGUUCAAGCAAGAGCCCCAAAGAGUGGCACAGGAUGGCAGCAGCUGUUUCCAAUGUGGAGGAGAGUUUGAGGAAGAUGGAAGAUUUCCUUGCCCGCCCGACUGCGGCGUUGCGCUCUGUUCGCUUGAGUGCAUUUGGCGUCACCGGGAAGGCCCGUGCAAGAGGAAAGAUCACCCCUGUCCACGGUUCGGGGAGAGAUUCGCUGGGUCCGCGCGGCUCUCUAAAGAAGUGGCUCGCGCCGGCAUAGAGGUCCAAGAACCGUUUGACCUUACUUGGAACCACGACUACUUUAGCCUGGCCGGGAAGGCAACUCUCAAGAGGCUGGAGUCGGAUGAGCAACUGAGGGCAGAGCAUUGGGCGCCCGAAUGCAAUUUGUUCUCCCGCGACAUGAAGGCGCGACUGAGGCGCUCAAACACUAUCGCCAUCAAGGCAUUGAAGCGAGGAGCCGAGUGUCAACACCAAGGAAUCUCUCACACAGUGGAGCAUCCGUGGCAUUCGUGGAUGUGGGAAAUGCAACCAGCCAAGCAGCUGGAGCAGGACAGCCACACUUACGCAUGCUCUUCGGCGUGUUGCUUUGGCGGGGCUCGCGAGAAGUGGACGGGAGUACUGGCAAACUCCCAGACGGUGGCCUUGGCCAUUCACCAGCCAGAGUGCCCAGGCCAUGACAGGCUGCGGUCCUAUGAAGUGGAGGAGCGACCUGAUGGGUCGCUGUACUAUCCUACGGAGGAGGAAGCAGCCUAUCCAACACGAUGGUGUUACUGCUAUGCACAAGGGCUUCAGGAGGACUUUUCCCAACAGGGAUACUUUGAAGAAGCAUACCAUCACGGCUGCCUGGCUUGGUUGGAGGCUGAGCUGGCGCAAUCGACCCCCCGGCUGCAAGAGUGUGACCUCAAGUCACGGGCCAGUCAGGCUCUGUUUGCAGUCGAAGAAGACAUGAAGCGGGGAAUGGAAAAGGAUCACCUGGCAGUCAUGGCCCGCCGUGAGCACAUCAACUACCUCGAGAUGCGAGCUUUCAUGGCAAUGCUGCGCCGGAGAGUUCGACGGGAGCAACUGCGCGCUACCCGCUAUGUCCAUAUUGUGGACUCUGCUGUGACCCGUGGAGCAGUCGCCAAGGGCCGCUCCUCCUCCAAGCGCAUCAACGCGCUGCUGCGGCGAAUUUGUGCCAUGUGCCUGGCUUCUGACACUUACCCCCUGGUAGCCUGGACCAUCAGCCGAUGGAACUUCGCAGACCUCGCCUGCAGGAAGGAGAUUCCCUCGCCGCCGCUGGGCCAACGGAGUAUUAAUGUGGUGCUUCCCUUCAGCAAGACCUCUCAAGGUAACCCCCAGGUGUUACGGGUCGAUGACCCUGUGGCAGUGGCGCUCGUGCGACGCUGGGCUAACGGCCGAGUGGCCAAAAUCUACAUCGAUGAUGGGGCGUUAACCUUGGCCGAAAUGCGAUGGACGCAUCGUCAAAAACGGUUCUGGUGGCAUAGGAGCAAAACCAUCUUCUGGAGCGGGCCCAUGGGUGUCUACGAGAUGAAGGUCAUCGGUGGAGGCGAAAGCGUUAUUGAGCAGAUCCAGGAAAUGCACAUUGUCUGCGCCGAUCGCGAUGAAGAGCCAGACAAGAUCUUCGUGUGGAACCACCUGAGGGCUGAGGUGGAUGAGCUUCGGCUGCUGUGA
Messenger RNA from Cladocopium goreaui, 2337 nucleotides. The record is from the annotation of a GenBank genome assembly. Lineage: Eukaryota; Dinophyceae; Suessiales; Symbiodiniaceae.